Messenger RNA from Huiozyma naganishii CBS 8797, 2781 nucleotides. RefSeq names its product Apl5p (gene APL5). The coding region runs from base 1 to 2781 and encodes 926 amino acids. NCBI's taxonomy places the organism in Eukaryota, Fungi, Ascomycota, Saccharomycetes, Saccharomycetales, Saccharomycetaceae. Gene Ontology annotation, biological process: protein targeting to vacuole; Golgi to vacuole transport. The record is from RefSeq and is a predicted model, not a curated record. Gene Ontology annotation, cellular component: AP-3 adaptor complex; membrane coat; endosome membrane. The transcript has a single exon.
AUGCUGGGUGUUGUGCAGCCUGUCGAGGAUGUGAAGCAGCGGCUGCGGCCCUUUGGGCUGUUUUUCGAGCGGUCACUAAAGGAUCUGAUCAAGGGCAUCCGGGCGCACGGGGACUCGCCUGAGUCCCUAGAGAAGUAUCUUGCCGAAGAGUUGUCCCACUGCAGGGAGGAGGUGAACUCACUGGACAUGAAUUUGAAGAGCAACGCGGUGUUGAAACUUGCGUACCUCGAGAUGUACGGGUUCGAUAUGUCAUGGGCGAACUUCCACAUCUUGGAGGUUAUGAGCAGCACAGGUAUGCGGAACAAGCGGGUCGGCUACCUUGCUGCGUCGCAGUCGUUUAACCGUGACCCCGAUAUACUCAUACUAAUGACGAAUCUUUUGCAGAAGGACUUGAAGUACUCAGCCACGGGCGGGAACGACACCUAUAAGAUCGGUGUCGCGCUCAGCGGCGUAUCCAGCUUCGUCACGAAGGAUCUGGCAAAGGACAUUGUCCAGGACCUGUUGCUCAUGCUCAACAACUCCAAACCGUACAUACGGAAGAAAACAGUCGUCGCGCUGUUUAAAGUGUACUUGCAGUACCCGGAGUCCCUCAGGGACACCUUCGACCAGUUCGUGUUGAAACUCGAGGACGAGGACCGAUCCGUCGUCUCCGCGACGGUGUCUGUGAUAUGUGAACUGUCCAAGCAGAACCCAAGUAUAUUUAUACAGCUGUCCCCAGUGCUCUACGAGAUACUGGUCACGAUAGACAACAACUGGAUCAUCAUCAGAUUGCUCAAGUUGUUUACAAACCUGUCUAAAGUGGAGCCGAAACUGAAACAUAAACUGCUGCCGAAAAUCGUUGAACUGAUGGACUCGACAAGUGCUACCUCAGUUCUGUACGAGUCCAUAAAUUGCAUCGUCAAGGGUCAGAUGCUCUCGACGGACGACUUCGACGUGGCAAUGAAGUGUCUCAAGUGCUUGAACGAGUUCUGCAUCUCUCAGGACCCAAACCUCAGGUACAUCAGCUGCCUACUGUUUUACAAGAUAGGCAAAAUCAACCCGCAGUUUGUCGAGCAGUUCGAUGAGUUGAUCUUGCACCUGCUGUGCGAUGUCGACGUUUCGAUACGUUCCAAAGCAUUGGAGCUCUUGAACGGGAUCACGCAUGAUGGGAACCUGAAACUGAUCGUCUCCACACUCAUGAAACAGUUUGUCAACGAGGAGGUGGUCGUCAUAGAAAACUACAGAAAUGCGGCCACAAGGGACGUGCCCAUCGUUGUCCCAGAGGAUUACAAAAUCAAGCUGGUAACGACUAUCAUUAAAUUGUGCUCUAUGAACAACUUCAUCAACAUCCCAGAUUUCAAAUGGUACAACACGGUGCUCAUAGAUUUGGUCGUCGUGUCUUCGGAUUUGAAGGAUAAGACAAGACUGGGAUCCAUGAUUGGCGAACAGAUCAAAAGCGUGAUGCUUAGGGUGCCGGACUUGAGAAACGUGACAAUGACCACAAUCAUCACAAUCUUGACCAUGGAGAAAAUGAACUUGUCCACCGUUUUAAAGGAGUGUGUUUGGUGCUUGGGAGAGUACUCCAAACUAAUAGAAAAUGGUGACGCACUAAUACAAUUGCUAAUCAGGAACGCGCCCCAUUUUAACGCAGAGACCAAAGUUGUUCUAAUCCCAGCCAUUCUGAAACUGUUUGGCUCGUGGUGCAACGGUCCUGCAAACCAAGACCUUCCAAGCAUCAAAAUAGUACUGAAUGACAUGAUCGAUUUUCUGGACACGCUUACUACGUCAAGCUCUUUUGAGAUUCAAGAGCGUAGCAUCGAAGUCAGUGAAAUUUUGAAAUUGAGCUUGGAUGCAGUAGAGAUGCAGGAGCAAGACAAUUCUGAUGAGGGUGGACUGCCACUGCUGCUGUGCGAAGUAAUACCGGGUUUUUUCAACUCGUAUGAACUGUUGCCAAUAUUGGCAGGAACACAAAGGAGGUUACAGGAAGAGGGACAAAUUUCGUCCGUGGACUUGAUAACACCGUUCUUAACACAAACAGAACUGAGCAACAUAUUAAAGGAUUACGAUGAAAUCCAAGAGGAUGGCCUUUCGCAUACGGACCGGCUCAGCGAUCAUGAUGGGAAAUACAGGUCUGAGAGUGAUUUGGACGAUUCUGUGGCAAACGAUGCUGGUAAUGCAGCCGCUGGUGAUGAAGUUCAUGACGAUUUGCAUUUUUUGGAAGAGCAGAGAAGGCAGGAACAGUUGUCAAAUCCGUUCUACUUGACCGAGGAGAGCGAGGGGACAAAAGCCACCACAAAUGAUCUACUGUCGUUAGACAGUAAUGAUUCGAGCAAAAGGGAGGAUUUGACUUUGAUUAAGCUGGCGUCGGAAAAUCUGACAGCAAAUGCCGGAAAGACUGGGGAACGGAAGAAGAGGGGCAAGGCCAAAAGGGCCGUUGUUCUAGCAGAUGAAGUGGUCAUAGAGCCAAACCCCCGAGCUGAUUCCACAACGUUGCACCAAAAAGUCGCCGCACUAAACAAGUCUGAUAGAGGGAUAAACCUUGUCACACAGUCGCAGUUGAGUUCUUUUGAUUUCAGCAAGAAGGGUGACGACAGAGAGUUAGAUGACGCCGAGAACGAGGCCGAGCUGGAAAAACUGAGAAAGAAGUUUGCCGCUCAGUCGCUAGACACUUCGAAUGUCAGUGAGCCCGUGGAAGAUCAAGAGGAGGUGAUCGUCAUCAAGAAGAAGAAGAAGUCCAAAAAGAAAAAGAAAAAGAACGAGGAGGAUGUACCUGAUGAAUCCAACACCGUCCAAAAUGAGUAG